AUGCAGAUGAUUGCCAGCCCCCUCGUCGGCCGAUUGGCGCCCGUGGUCGGCGUCACCCGGCUCUACAACAUCGGCAUCGCCACGGCCGGCCUCACAACCAUCACCUUCGGCACGCUCAACUACAUCCACGGCAAGGACGCCUUCGUGGUGGCCUGCUUCCUGGUGCGACUGGUGGAAGCGGUCGGCACGGCGGCCGUGUCCGGCUGCGCCUUCACCAUCAUCGGCCUGUACGCCGUCGCCGGCUUCGGCAUGCCGUUCUACGUACUCGGCGGCACGAUGGUCGGCGCGGCCUUGCUCAACCAGUGGAUGAUGCCGCCGCUGGUCAAGUGCGAGAGGAACGCAGUCCCGUUCCUCAGCAUGCUGAGCAUGUUCGGUCAGUCCUCCAAGAACUGGCUGUGCCUCAUGAUUGUCUUCCUCUACUCAUUCGUGUUUCUGACGUUCGACGCCUGUGUGGCGCCAUACGCCAAUGACGUGCUGGGCAUCACGCCAUCCACCCUGGGACUCUAUUUCUUGGUGGCCACGACAGUGUACGCUCUGACCAGCUUCAUGUGGGCCCGGCUGUCCGAGCACUCCCGCAACCCCUACGUGCAGAUGUCGCUCUGCCUGCUGGCGACGACAGGCAGCCUACUGCUAAUCGCUCCUUCGCCGUUGCUGAACACUGCACCCCGCUGGUGGCUCCUCGGCCUGGGGCAGACGCUGCUCGAAGGCUUCUUCGGCGGUGCCUACAUCCCAUGCUUCUCGCAGAUGCUGCAGGAGAGCGUGCGGAAGGGCCUAGCGGACGAUCUGGUGACGCAGGCGUUUGUGUCGAGUGUCUACUGGACCGGUUACUCGCUUGGCUCUGUGGUGGGUCCCGUUUCUGGCGGCCUUCUUGUGGACGCUUACGGCUUCCCCGUGAUGAUGACCUGCAUGGCUGGUCUGGCCCUGCUAGUCUGGCUGCUGACUGUGAUGCAGGCCGUCGGGACGGCAUGUUCAGAGGGCCGCAGGUGCCCCUCAGGGAAUGAAACGGAACCACUCUGCAGAGCGUGA
Pollicipes pollicipes is the source of this 1026-nucleotide messenger RNA. Its product is annotated as multidrug resistance protein 2. The record is from RefSeq and is a predicted model, not a curated record. The transcript is spliced from 3 exons. Gene Ontology annotation, biological process: transmembrane transport. Lineage: Eukaryota; Metazoa; Arthropoda; Thecostraca; Pollicipedomorpha; Pollicipedidae. Bases 1 to 1026 code for a protein of 341 amino acids. Gene Ontology annotation, molecular function: transmembrane transporter activity.